Messenger RNA from Schistosoma margrebowiei, 6444 nucleotides. The record is from the annotation of a GenBank genome assembly. NCBI's taxonomy places the organism in Eukaryota, Metazoa, Platyhelminthes, Trematoda, Strigeidida, Schistosomatidae.
GCAGUAAAUGGAGCGAAAAGUCAACUGUUUCAUCUACCAGAUUGCAUAUACCACCAAGUUGACGACAUAUCUAUAUCUAUCCAUCUAUCUAUCUACCUCUAGAGUAUAUUAGACAAAUAAAAUAAACAAAAUAAAAAUCAGUUAUGUCGAUGAUAUUGAUAAUGAUGAUGAUGAUUAUACCGCUGAUGAUGAUGGCGAUGAAUAUGUAUGACAGUUAGACAUUUAAUAAUAUUAUCUCUAUUGAUAUAACAAUUCUAUAGUCAAAGUCAAUUAUCAUUAUACAUACAAAAUUGUUUUACUUCAUUCUAUUUGGAUACUUAUACAUGGAUAUCCCCUGUAUAAACAUGAAUACACACUAUAGAUAGACAUAGUUACUAGUAGUACAAUCAUUGAAUUAUUUAUUUAUUUAUUUAUUUAUUAUUCACUAAAACGACAUUGUUAAAUUGGGAAAAAUGUUACAUUUACCCUCAAUCUGUUUGGUGUACACAUACACACUUACACACCUACACACAUAUCAAUACACACACACACUUACAAACAUGCCUACACACACCAACAUACAGACACAUAUACAAAAUCAUUUGCACUGUAUCAUGUAAUUAUAAAUAAAAUGAAAAUACCGCUCAAUUAAACUGAUCCAGUUUCCAAGGGAAAUUAUUAUUUAUUUAUUUUUUUGAAAUGAGAAUUAUUAUUCUUAUUUUCAUUGAUUAAUUAUGAUAUUAAUUCACUUCAAUUUUUAUUUACAAAUAAAUAAUUUUUUAUAUUUUUUAUGUCAAUUCAUGAUUUUCUUAUCGAAUAUAUGGAUUUUCAAAAUGAUACAAGCAAAUCAUGUCACCAUGGCAACAAGUAAUAGUAAUAAUAAUAAUAAUAAUAAGCAUAAUUUAUUAUUUAAUUCUGAUGGAAACAUUUUCAAUAUGAAAACACAGAUGGAUUUGAUUCAUCGUUUACCACGUUACACACAAAUAUUGUCAUCGUCUUCGUCAUCGUCAUCGUCAUCAUCAUCCUCAUUACCGUCAGCAAUAACACCAGUUCUAGGUUCAGAAUUAAUUCAACUUAGUUAUAAUUGUAUAGUCUAUGAUGAAACACCAGCUCAAUAUAAUUUACUUGAUGAAACUAAUGGAAAUACAUGUCAAUUAUUAUCAUCCUCAUCAUCGUCAUCAUCAUUAUCGAGUAUACCAAUGAUUCAAACAAAAAAUUACGCCAAAUUAUUCGUCAGUAUGAAAAUUAUUACAACAGCAAAUCCUAUGGCAAAAUAUUUUAAUAUUAACUCAAAUAAUUAUACAUUGUAUACAAGUCAACAUAUUGAUCGUGAAGAAUUAUGUAAUCAAGCAAUGAUAAUGACUGAUACAUCGUCUAUACCGGAUUCUUUACGAACAUGUUGUAUAAAUCGUCGAAAGGAAUGUAUUUUCCCAUUGAAUAUACUUGUACAGACAAGAAUUGGUAAGGAUGAUACGGUUGCUACUACUGCUACCACUACUAUUAACAGUAUUAAUAAUAAUAGUAGUAGUAGUGGCACCAUUUCUAAACAUCUAGUCGACAAAGGAAUUAAUCAUGUAUCAUCCAUCAUUACUGAUACUGCAACCGCUGAUAUUAGUAGUAUAGGUAGUAUUAGUAAUAGUGGUAAUAUUGCUGAUGUUGUAAGUAGUAGUUCACGUUCAAAAUUUUUUACAAUUAACAUAAAACUAAUUGAUAUAAAUGAUAAUGCACCAAAAUUUCCAAAUCCUCAAUAUACAAUCCAUGUUUCAGAAGGAAUACAUGUUGGAUCCAGAUUACCUUUACCAUUAGCGGAAGAUUUAGAUUGUAUAGACUAUAAUAUUGUACGAUACUUUUUAUUAACUUCGGAUGUAUGAAAUCAAAUCUUUGAAGAAAUUCACACUCUAUUAUCAACUACUUACACAAGGUGAUGAUACAUUUGAAUUGAUUCAAUUAUCAAAUGAAUUAAUCAAUAAUCUACCUUCAUUAAUUCCAUCUACCUCAAUUAAUAAUGAUAAUAAUCAACUAAUCUAUUCAAAUUAUAAUAGUUUAUCUUAUAAUACACAAAUGGAACAUCCAUUUACUUAUCAUCAACCGAAUACAUUAUCAACAAUAAAUCAAUUAUUACCAUAUCAAAAUCGACCAGAACAAUUAUAUUUAAAAGUUAUGAAACCAUUAGAUUGGGAAACUAAACGUAGCUAUCAAUUUAUAUUAAAUGCUGAAGAUAAUGGGUCACCAGCAUUUACCGGUGAAAUGAGUUUGAUGAUUAUUGUCACUGAUGAAAAUGAUAAUCAUCCUAUAUUUCGUAAUAAAAGUUUAAUGAUUAGUGUACCAGAAAAUUCACCUGAAGGUUUACAUCUUAUACAAUUAAUUGCUGAUGAUCCAGAUGAUGGAAAAUCUGGUCAAAUUAUUUAUAGUUUAAUAAACAAUGAUGUCAACAUUAAACCACCAUCAUCAUCUUCAUCAUCAUUAUCAUCGCUAUCGAUUAGUAAGGAUCAUUCCAAUCAACGUCAAUUACAUAACACUGUAUAUAAUUCUUCAACAUUAGGAUUAAAUAACAUGAAUACUCAUACUACUAAUAAUAGUAAUGAAAUGAAGAAAAGCUUAUUUGAAAUUGAUUCUAAAACUGGUUGGUUAAUUAUAAAUGGACAUUUAGAUUAUGAAAUAUCAAAACAUCAUCUUCUACGUGUCAUAGCUCGUGAUCAAUCGAAUCAUCCAGGAUUUGAUGAAGCAAUCAUUAGUGUUUAUAUCACAGAUAUUAAUGAUAUUGCACCACAGAUUACAGUAGAAUCAGUAAAUCGUAUUUCAUCAAGUCAAUCGAUUAUUGAUAAUCAUCAUAAUAAUAAUAAUCAAUAUAAGAGUAAUAUAUUACAAGUGUAUAUCAAUGAAACUCCUGGACAUAAUAUAAUGAAUUAUAAAUUAGAGAAUGAAUAUACUACUCAUGAUAAUUUCUUACCAACUAUGAUACAAUUAUUAGCUUUUGUAGUUGUAAAUGAUCCAGAUACUGGUCCCGGUGGUACAUUUCAAUGUCAUUUAGAAUCAAAUACAAUAGACCAUAAUAAUAAUAAUAAUGGUAUUAAUAAAGCAUUUAGAUCCAAGUUACAUUAUUCAACACAAUAUACAAUGAAUGAACAAAAUCAUUAUUUGUCAUUCAUUCCAACUCCUAGUACUAGUACUAUUCAUAGUACUACUGGUACUAUAAGUCAAAGUUCAAUUGUUGGAAUGUUUCAAUUAAAUCCAAUAUCUAAUUUCAAUUAUGAAUUAAAUACAAUUUAUGGAUUUGAUUAUGAAUUUAGUAAAACAGAAUCAGUAAAGAUUGUAUGCAGUGAUAAUGGGAUACCAAGUCUUACAUCUAGUUAUGUGAUUAAAGUUAUUGUACAAGAUUUAAAUGAUAAUCCACCAGUUUUUACAAAAGAUUAUCAUAAUUUUUUUGUUCAAGAGAAUAGUCCAAUCAAUACAUUGAUUAAUAAAGUAAUUGCAACUGAUGCAGACAGUGAAAAGAAUGCCGAAAUUAAAUAUCAACUUAGUCAAGAUGGUGAAGAAUACUUUACUAUUAAUCAAUUAGAUGGAACUAUUUAUACAAAAAUAAUAUUUGAUAGAGAAUUAAAACAAAAUUAUCGAUUUCAAGUCUAUGCCAAUGAUAAUGGUCAACCGAUUGCAUUAACAGCAACCACUACAAUUGAAGUGACUAUUGUUGAUGUUAAUGAUAAUACACCAAUGUUUGUCGGUUUAGAUCGAGAUAAUUGUUAUCAUUUCCGUAUAGCAGAAAAUCAACCACCGAAUACAUAUGUUGGUAUCCUACUUGGUACCGAUAAUGAUAUUGAUGAAAAUGCUCAAUUACAUUUUCGUUUACUUGGUACAACAUCUUAUUUUAGAUUGAAUAGUUCCACUGGAGAAAUAACAACUUUACAAUUAUUAGAUCGUGAAAAACAAGCAAAUUAUGAAUUAAUUGUUUUAUUAAUUGAUCAUGGUAAACCAUCACGUUCAGCAACAGCUAAAGUUCAUAUACAUGUAACUGAUACAAAUGAUCAUGAUCCAAUUGUUGUAUUUCCAGUUAAUGGUAAAGGUAAUAUUAGUGUAUCUUAUCGGGAACCACCAGGUGAAAUAGUAGCACGAAUUGAAGCACGUGAUCCUGAUGAAGGACAUAAUUCUUUAUUACAUUUCAAUUUAUAUUCUGGUAAUCAAGCUUCAGUUUUUCGUCUUGGUAGUACAUCAGCUGAAUUAAUAAUUGAUCGUGAAUUAACUAUACAAGAUAUUGGUUUAUAUCCAUUAGUAAUACAUAUACAAGAUGCUGGUAUUCCAUCACGUACAACAGAAGUGAAACUAAUGGUUAAAAUAAUUGAUUCACCACCACGUAUAUAUUCGAAUCGAUUUACUAAUUUACAUCAUUCUACAAAUCUAUUAAAUAAUGAUAUUAAAUCAUUGAAUUUACAUCGUCGUUUUAAAGAUAAUCAAUAUUAUUCAUCAAUGAAUGAUCAUGAGAAAUUAAUGAAAACAAAUGAAUUUCAUAACUAUGAUGAAAAUAAUACAUUAAAUACUAGUUCUAUAUUAGUUGCUAUAGUUGCAUUAAGUUGUGCUAUCAUACUUGUAUUAUUAGGGAUUACUGUAUAUGUAUGCGGUCGACGAGGAUUUCAAACUUUUCGUUAUCAUAAUAAUACUAAUAACACUACUACUACUAAUAAUAAUAAUAAUAAUAGUAGUAGUAGAAAUGAUCGAAUGCAAUAUCUAUCACGUAAUCAUAAUUCAUUAAAUAAUAUCAAAUUACCUGAUGAUAAAUUUAAUUGGAAAAAUCUAUUAAAUUCAAAAUAUCAUACAAAUAAUAAUAAUAAUAAUACAAUAUUAUAUCCUAAUAAAUCAAUAAUCAAUAAUCAAUAUCAUUCCAAUCAAUCCAUUUUAUUCAAUAAUGAAAAUAAUCCAUAUAUUGAUCAAUUUAGUAAUAUAUCUUUAAAAUCAAUAUUGAUUGAAGAAAAUAAUUCAUUAAAAAAUAAACAAAAAAAUCAUGAAAAUUAUACAACAUUUUUACCAUUUAAUGAAUAUACAUCAUAUAGAAAUUAUCAAAAAACAUUACCAAUAAUCAAUGAUAAACAAUCAAUAUAUUUAACAAUGCCAAUCAAUAAUAAUAAUAAUGAAUUAAAACAAAAUUAUGAAAAAUAUUGGAUUAUUAAUAAACAAGAUUCUAAUAAUUAUACAUUACCACAAUAUAAUCAAUAUGAACAAAAUAUAAGUACUAAUAGUAAUAGUACAUUGAUCAAUUCAAAUCUUGAUUAUUUACAACAAUCUCAUCAGACUAAUAAUAAUAAUGAUCCAUUGAAUCUAUGUAAAACGAUAAUGAAUGAUGAAGAUUUAAAAAAUAAAUCAAUAUUACCAAUGAAUAUAUCAACAAUAGAUAUGAUAAAUAGUACGAAUAAUGUUACCAUGGCAACAGAUACGAAUAAUAGUAUCAUGAAUAAUCGUAAUAAUAAUAUUAAUAAUAAUAAAAUUGAUCCUGUUUAUUUUACACAAUCGUUAAAAUUAAAAAAAUCAGAGAAAUUAGAUAAGUCAAUGAAUUUAUUGAAUACAUCAAUUAAUAAUGAUAAUAAUCAUGAUCAUAAUUCAAACGAAAUAAAUCAAUUAAAAACUGCUAGAAGUUGGGAAUAUAUUGCAAUACCACAUAAUAAUAAUAAUAAUAAUAAUAAUAAUAAUAAUAAUAAUAAUAAUAAUAAUCAAUCAUUAUCUCCUUUAUCAUCAAACAAAGAAGAACAUAACAAACCACAACAACAACAACAACAUCAAGUUUCAUGGACUUCUAAUAUUCAAACAAGUAUUCCAUCAAGUAAAUCAACAACAAUUUUAUCACCACAAAAUACAAUUUCACAUAAAAUAGGUCAUUGUCUUUCAGAUAAUCAAUCUUUUAUGAUUACAUCUACUCCUUCUAUUACUUCUACACCUUGUACACCUUCUAUUACUUCGACUACUUCCAAUGCUACUAGUAGUACUCAUACUACUAAUACCACUACUACUACUACUGUUACAUCAUCAAAUUGUUCUGAUUAUACUAUUAUUAACCAAUAUCCUAAUACAUUACAAACAUUUAAUAGACAAUCUAAUCAUAAUAAUAAUAAUGAUAAUUUAUCUGUAUUCUAUUUAAAUCAUUCAACAAAUAUGAUUGAUCAUUAUAAUCAAUCUUUAUUAUUAAAUCAAUUCAAUCAUAAACAAAUCAAUAAAUCAAUAGAAAACUGUAAUCAAUCAAUAACACCAAUUAAUUUAAUUGAUUUUAUUGAUAAACAAUUAUGUAAUAAGAAAUCAUGUCAAUGUGAUACAAUAAUAGAUAAUUCAAUAAUAAAUGAUUCUAAAGAUUCAAUGGAUAAUAAUCCCAAUGCAGUUAUGUAUAUGAUAAACAAUCAACAACAACAACAACAACAACAAUCAAAUUCUUUACAUUAUGAUCUAAAUCAUGAUAAUACUUCAUCGAUUUCAACUGAUUUUGUUUAA